Dissoconium aciculare CBS 342.82 is the source of this 930-nucleotide messenger RNA. RefSeq lists its product as uncharacterized. NCBI's taxonomy places the organism in Eukaryota, Fungi, Ascomycota, Dothideomycetes, Mycosphaerellales, Dissoconiaceae. The coding region runs from base 9 to 458 and encodes 149 amino acids. The record is from RefSeq and is a predicted model, not a curated record. The transcript has a single exon.
CCGAAUAUAUGAGAGUUCUUGCCCAAGAUGUUCGCGCAAGGAAGUACGGCAAAGACGAGAGCAGGUCCGCUCGUCCAGCCAUGAGACAAAGGACUCGUGAAAAUGUUGAUCUUGCUCGUCAAUCCGAGCAAAGACUCGACUCCUUAUGGGCAAAUUUUGAUCAGGUCUUGCGGAAGUAUGGGCUGGCACCAUUUGCUCCUGAUGCACGUCUUCUUGAAACGAUUCAGCGGACACCGCCAUGGAAUGAUUCGGAACUGAGCAAGACCUCAGCCAGAGCGCCCCUUCCACUCGCGCAGAACCUCACACUCGCAGAGGACCUCAAGGCUUGGUACAGAGAUUUACAGGUCAACAAUGAGCGCACACUGGAAGGCGCUCAGACGACAGCUCCAGCCAAAAUCAAAUUGAAAACUCGAGGCGUGGGCGUGGGGCAUCGCUCUGUGGGAAUUCAAACGAGCUGACCAUCGACUGAGUCGGUGACACCGCCAUCCACCCUCCACAUGAAUGCUCGCGCCUUGAAAACUUUCGAGGCCAUAUUAUUCACUCCCGGGCCGAGUGCCGUGCCCGGAGAGAUCCCCUGGAAGAAUUUCGUAAGUGCAAUGGUCAGCGCGCUGAGCGCGGGUUUCCGAGCGGAGAAAUUGUACGGGUCGGUCUGGAAGUUCGAUCCCUUAAAAAUUGCGGUUGAGCGGAGUCGCAGCAGCAUCAUCUUCCACGAGCCUCAUCCAAGUGACAAGAUUCCUUAUCGCACUGCUCGCCGUCAUGGCCGUCGUCUGACUCCGGCGUUCGGCUGGACUGGGGAAACCUUCGUCCUUGCAGAGAAGGUCACGUUAAUUGCUCAGAAAUUCUCAAAGGGCGCUGCUGUGGGCUUCAAAUCUGAUCGAUGAGAUGCUGCGUUGAUCACGCUUCGCCUUGACUUCUGGUAUCUCAAAGUAU